Molecule: messenger RNA, 1341 nt
Organism: Indicator indicator
Lineage: Eukaryota; Metazoa; Chordata; Aves; Piciformes; Indicatoridae
Gene: TNFRSF25
Product: TNF receptor superfamily member 25
Exons: 6
Coding region: 1-1341 (446 amino acids)
Biological process (GO): signal transduction
Cellular component (GO): plasma membrane
Molecular function (GO): protein binding
Source: RefSeq, a predicted model, not a curated record
AUGAAGCACUGCUGCCCAGGGGUGGCUUGGGUGAUCCUGGCAGUGCUGUGGCUGGCACUGAGUGAACCACAGACCCCACCAUGCCAGGACAGGCAUGCUACCAGACGCCCCUGUCCUGCUGGCAUGAACUGGGUCAAGGAGGCUUGUGGGUGCUGCACCCAGUGUCCUGCAGGUGAGAGCUGCCUGGCUAGUGUGUCAUGGCAUGGCCAGUACAGCAUAGUACAGCACGCCAUGGCACACUGGACCACAGGUGCCCAUGUUCCCUGUCACCCUGCUGUCCCUGCAGGGACGUUCCUGUACAAACCCUGCUCAAGCCUUGGCAAUGAUAGUGUCUGCAAAACCUGCUCUCCUGGCACCUUCCGUGCCCAGCCCAACACCUUCACCAAGUGCCAGGCUUGCUAUGAGUGUGACCAGCAAGCUUUCCAGAGCGUGCUGAGCAACUGCUCAGCCACCAGCAACGUCGCCUGCGGCUGCAGGCCUGGGCACUUCCGCAGCUGCCUCGAUGAGCAGUGCACUGAGUUCUCCUGCCUGCAAUGCCAGACCUGUGCUGGGCGCCUUGUCCAGCGACCCUGCUCAGAGACACAGGACACACUCUGCGGCAGCUGCAAGCCUGACUUCUACACCGAGGGUGGUGAGUGCCGGCCAUGCCCCACGACCACCCCAGAUGCAUGUGGGAAAGAGUGCCAGCGGGCAUGCAGCGGCAGCGACAGCAACAGCCAAGGCUCAGGGCUAGAAUACAUUCUGCUGGCAUUCACUGGGCCCCUGUUCCUGGGUGCCCUCGCCAUCUACCACAAGAGGAAGCAGCUCUGGCACAGUACCUCAUCAGGCAGCCCCCAUCCCACAGUGCAGGCAGCCAACCCCACAGCCUGGGCCAUGCCAUUGUACCAGGACAGUGCCCAGGUGGGUGACAGCAUUUGCUGGACCCAGUCGUGCUCCUCCCAGGUGACAAAACUUGCUGCUGGCAUGGGGAGGCAGAGCCCCAAGCAUGACGCCUUGCUGCAGAAGCCUGGUGGCACAGCAUGGCCGGGAGGUGAGGUGGGACCCUCCUCCCCUCUGGAGCCCAGAGCCACCCUGCUGCAGGGCAGCCAGCUCUACAGCAUCAUCGAUGCAGUGCCAGUGCGGCGUUGGAAGGAGUUCAUGCGGGUGCUGGAGCUGCGUGAGGCAGAGAUUGAGCUGGUGGAGCUGGAGGUGGCCCAUGUCCGCGACCAGCAGUACGAGAUGCUGAAGCGCUGGUGCCAGCAGACCAGUGCCACCCUCGACCACGUCUUCACCGCCCUGGAGCGCAUGGAGCUGUCUGGCUGUGCAGAGGCGCUGCGCCGAAGCCUGCUGGUGGGCCCCUGA